AUGUCCUCACCGCAGAAAGUUUCUGCCACCUCACCUGCGCAGAAAAUUUCUGCUACCUCAGCUUCGAGCUAUGAGCCUCCCCUACCCCAAGAGGCAAGAGCUCGCACAUCACCUAUGCCCGUGGAACUUGCGGAAAAAUGCCAGGCUCUCGUCUCCCAUUCUAUAAAGCUAGACAUGGGUGAAACUUUCGACGAACAGCUGCACGCGUGGUUUCCCGAUACCCAAGGUAAAGACGAUUUCUACAGGUGGAUGUACGGCCGCCACGAGCGGACGAAGAAGCAAUGCGAAACCCCCGCUUCUCCCCAAGAAUUCGUUGCCCACGUCGAUGGCAUGAAUUUCCACAAUAUGCAGGAUGCCGACUUGCUCAUCGACUGGCAAAUCCGCGACGUGCGACCCUGGCUGCCGCUCGGCCGCACCAGCGACGGCACCGGCUAUCGCCUCCUCCCCAAAGCCUACGGCCUGCUGCCCCACGAUCAACUCUUCAACGCAGAGUCUACUCCCUACGAGCUUCUCCCGCCCUGCUUCCUUGGCGUCAAUCUUACCGUUCAGCCACGCGAGCCGUCACGCCCCGCCAACCGCCGCGAGGCCAACCUCUCCGAGGAGUCCACCCGCACCGCCGAGUCCGACGACAAUCCACCAGGAUUCGAGUUCCAACAGCUAGGGGAGCUGCAGUACUACGUCGCGGCCCUUCCAGACACAAUUGAAGAUGCCGCCGAAGGCUUGUGGGAGCCUACUGGCUACUACGUUGUUGCACGCAUUGCACCGACUGGCUGCAUUGACGGCCUCUACGUCUUGUUUGACAUGUUCCCCGUGGAAGACGAGUACACGGGCAUACGCUCUCAGAUUACCGGGGAUGAAUGGGGCUACAUGGAGCCUUCGGACGAGCAAUUCACCUGCGCACGCAUCGGAAAUCGCCUGGGCGAAAUGCGCUUCGGCAAGGAGCUUUUGUGGACCGAAAGGGUCCGGCAUCCGGUUGAGCUUGUACGCGUGGUGCGCAUGGGCGACGGCCGGCUGAAGCGCGUUAGCGUUGAUGAAGUAGCCCGUUAG
This is a messenger RNA of Diplodia corticola, 1047 nucleotides long. RefSeq lists its product as uncharacterized. The record is from RefSeq and is a predicted model, not a curated record. The transcript has a single exon. Bases 1 to 1047 code for a protein of 348 amino acids. Lineage: Eukaryota; Fungi; Ascomycota; Dothideomycetes; Botryosphaeriales; Botryosphaeriaceae.